Molecule: messenger RNA, 1529 nt
Organism: Scaptodrosophila lebanonensis
Lineage: Eukaryota; Metazoa; Arthropoda; Insecta; Diptera; Drosophilidae
Product: protein phosphatase 1 regulatory subunit 14B
Exons: 4
Coding region: 779-1153 (124 amino acids)
Biological process (GO): regulation of phosphorylation
Cellular component (GO): cytoplasm
Molecular function (GO): protein serine/threonine phosphatase inhibitor activity
Source: RefSeq, a predicted model, not a curated record
UGUAUCCGAUUGUUGCGGACAGAGCUUGCCAGCCGCUAACAGAAUGCAGCUGAGUUCAGUCUGUCUUUGGUGCUCACCGGCUGCGCGUGGUAAAUAAGCUAAAGGUUGUACUAUCCACAGCAUUGCAAAGCUUCUGCUAUAAACAAACACUCCACUCAACGUCGGCGUCGCUGUUGUCGUCAUCGUCACUUGCCAUCGGUAUCGCUAUCGUGCUUGUUGUUGUUCCUCUUCAAAUCUGUUUGUGAGAACGAGUACGGGUGUGCGUGUCCGUGUGGGUUUAUUUGUGUGUGCGCACUUUAUUUGCUGCUCCAGCUCCACUGUGUGUCCUCAUUGUGCUCUCGUGCAAAUGAAAAUUUCAUUGAGCAGAAAGUCACAGCAAAGAAGUGGGAAAUACUAACAAAAAAUAAUAAAAACAAAAAUCAAGAAAAACUUCACCGAAAUACAGUAAAAUAAUUAAAAAUCGUUUCAAGUGAAAUUAGAAGCUGAAGAGAAGAAAAUAUUAAAACACAAACACAACGCAUCAAUUAAAUUUCUGUGGUCCAAGCAGCAGCAGCAAAAACAGCAGCAGCUCAGCCAAAAACGAACAACUGAAAACACAACUAACUAUUGGGCAGGAAGUUGAAAUCAACGCGACAACAAACAAGCAAACAAUCAACCGUUUGCAAUCAUUUAGGUUCAAUAAACGCAGCAGCGUAAAAUUAAUUAUACAGAAGCACUCUCUUACGAGUUGUAUAUAGAAAGAAUACCAGCAACAACAAACAAAAACCAACAAAACAAAAUGCAGUGCGGCCUGGAGCAAAUGAAUGAUUGUGAGCGUUCACCAAAUCGAACAAAUCUACGCGUCAAUUUCAAUGAGAAGGGCGCCGAAGUUAAGGAGCGACGCGAAAAGUUCCUCACAGCCAAAUACGGUUCACAUCAGAUGAGUUUAAUUAGAAAGCGCUUGGCUGUCGAAAUGUGGCUGUAUGAUGAACUACAGAAGCUCUUUGAUCCACCGAGCGAGGCAAUCGAUGUAGACAUCGAUGAGAUCCUGGACAUGGAUACGGAUGACAUAAGAAGAUCUCAUCUGAUUAGAUUAUUGUCAGUCUGCAAGCGCCCGCAAUCGGACAUAUCGAAGUUUAUUAGUGAUCUCUUGGAUCGCGCAAAAACACUGUAAAUUCACAGCGCUGUGGUUUUAAAAAAGCAAACGUAAUUGAAAUAAAUGAAAUGAACUAAAUGAGAAUUGCAAAAAAUUAAUUAAUUUUUAAGUUUAGCUGCUUUAAGACGCAGAACAAAGAAUAACACAAGAUAUCGACUUUAAUUUAACAAUCAUGAUAAUUUGUUUAGUUUCACGUUUAGUUGAAGUUAAGCUUUAAUUUUUAUGGCGCUAACUAAAUUCACAAACAUUUUAUGUAACAAUUUAAGUCUUACUUUAAUUUAAAUUACUUAAAUAUUAUACUAUUUGUAGCCAUAAGCUCAUAUAUAAAACACGGAAAGAGAAAAUUGAAAUUGAAAUGAAUUCAUCAAUUUUGUGAUGAUAUUUUUAAAUACAA